Molecule: messenger RNA, 1627 nt
Organism: Gasterosteus aculeatus aculeatus (three-spined stickleback)
Lineage: Eukaryota; Metazoa; Chordata; Actinopteri; Perciformes; Gasterosteidae
Gene: mul3
Product: mitochondrial E3 ubiquitin protein ligase 3
Biological process (GO): protein ubiquitination; organelle organization
Molecular function (GO): ubiquitin-protein transferase activity
Source: RefSeq, a predicted model, not a curated record
GUUGAAAUAGCGUAGUGUCCUGUUUCUCUCUUAUUGGCAGAUGCAUCAUGACCUCACGUGGGAUAACCAGGAAAUGGAACUAACCCAAGGCUUUGCUUUCGGUUAAAUGUGAGUUUGUAGCUGCUCGAUUAAAAGACAGAGACAUGGCAGACCUUCCUCUUAACCCACUGGUUUUGAUUGGUGCCGGCUCCAGCUUUGCAUUCUCUGGCCUUUUCUAUCAUUUAUACCAAGAGAAGAAAAAAGAACUGCAGAAGCUGAAGGAAAUACCUGUUUUCAAACCAGAUACACAUCUGAUUAAAGUGUUGAAAGCAUCUCCCCACAAGCGACUUCAAUAUGUUGCAGUAGAAGGUCUGGUGCAGGCAGAUGGGGAGCCUCUGGCCAGCCAGUUUGUCCCCCGAUGCUUUGGUGUCAUUCAGAAGAUAGCAGUGGAGGAGCACUGGAAAUACUGGAACUCCCUCACCAAGACAUGGAAAUCCCGGACGAUGAACAGAAAAGAAACCAACAACUCUGUGCCUUUCAGUCUGGUCAGCCCUGGUGCCUACAGCACUAACGUGUAUGUGAAGAUCCAAAACCCACUGGAGGCCUCUGGGUGCCACCUUGACAGGGUUUAUAACAAAGUAAGACGUGCUGAAGAGGGCUUGGUGAACCUGCUGAUGCAGGGCCUCAACGGGGAGAAACCAGUGGCGAUGGAGGAGAGCGAGGAGCUGCUGCAGGUGGGGAGCACCUUGACCGGUUUCGGGGAGGUGGUGCUGGAGGAGGGUCAGGUAAUGAGGCUGCAGGCCCCACGGGACGGCCGUAAGUACGUCCUGAUGCCCACUGACUACAGGAGCUUCAUGGACGGGCACGAGAGAUCAGCUAACAUGUGGAAGAUGCUGACCGCUGUGACCGGCCUCACGGGGGCUUCUCUUCUGGCCAAAGUGAUUUAUGGCCUUGUGGGGAAUCAGGACAACAGAUCAAAGUAGGCUUCUAGGCGUAGAUGCUGCAGAUUUAACAGCUUUAAUUCCUGUGUGACGACUUUUUGGGUGUCCUAAUACUGCCUACGGUUAUUUGUCUUUUUUAGGGUCAUAAUUAUAGGAUGAUUUGUCAAAUAUUGGACAGAGUAUAUUGGGAAAGAAAGCACAAUAAGACUGUAGAAAACACAACACUGAAUACAAAUGAACAAAACAGACAUUUUCAAAGGCAACAAAAAAUAUUGUUUGAAAUUAGACAGAACCCAAGAUUUCUUAUCCUUAACAUUGUGUGUAUUUUUGAUAUGUUCUAUUUUUUUUAAGCACUACUGUACCUAAUUGACUACUUAGUUAUCUUAUUGAAGCUCUCAACACCCAAAUCCUACACCCGACAGAAUGGGGCAUUUUGGUCUGAUGGACACAAUCAUUUUGGUCUGCAGGCCUCUUUGUAGAGGGGGAGUAAUGAUGCACUGCAGCACGUUGAGCUGGAACCUGUCAUGUCAAUAAUGUGUCCUCCAAGUCAUCGGGCUUCAUUACAUGAAGCAUGUGAUUAAAUGUUUCAGAAGAGCACUCUUUGGGUGCAGGGUAUUUUACUUUAGAAAUCAACAUUUGUUGAAGGGAAUAUUUGUUUUUAUGAAAUUGUAUUUCUUUUAUAAUUAAAGGUGAAAUCAGCAAGUUUU